Messenger RNA from Siniperca chuatsi (mandarin fish), 971 nucleotides. Its product is annotated as sperm acrosome membrane-associated protein 4-like. NCBI's taxonomy places the organism in Eukaryota, Metazoa, Chordata, Actinopteri, Centrarchiformes, Sinipercidae. The transcript has 3 exons. The record is from RefSeq and is a predicted model, not a curated record. Bases 398 to 775 code for a protein of 125 amino acids.
AUGUCAGCGUCUCGUGAAAUUUGAAAAACUAUGCUCUACCACAAAGGAAACAUUUAAUUGCAUGAAACCUUUUACUGCAUGUUUUAAAUUAGGUGAACAAAUAAUAAAAGUUGUUCAUGCUCAAGCUUAAUGACCGAGUUUUCCUCUAGGCUGUGAAUGUUUUAUCUGAGUGGAGUUUUCCAGUAAUGACCAGACACUUGCUUCCUCUUCACGUAGCUGGAACACAAAACCUGAUGAACCUCAUUCUUGGACAUUGUUUGUUCAUUGAGUCUUUCCUGAAUUCUUGUCAUUGUCAUUCUUGUCUCAAAAGCUCACUUGACUGAGAUUUAGAAGGGAUUUAGACGUUUAAGUUCAUUUUUAAAAAAAGGAAUCCGUUGACCUCGUAAACCCAAGAAGGAUGAAUAACUUUUGGAAAGCAGUGACUGUCCUGAGUGCCUUCAUUGCAGCAGCACAAUGCCUGAGCUGUCGUCAGUGCCCUCUUGGUGUAUUUGGGACGUGUCUGUUCGGAAGCGACAUCACAUGUAAUAAUGCGACUGAGAGUUGCUACCGUGGAGAAGCACAGUUCAAUGCUACGCAGUCGAUCACCCUGCACACCCGCGGCUGCCUGGACUCAGACCUGUGUGGGAAGACGCUGACUGGCAACAUCCUGGGUGCUGGUUACACCGCCAGUUUCCAGUGUUGUACAACAAAUCUGUGCAAUGGAGCCACUUCUGUCCAGCUCCCUCUGACUGUGGCCCUCUGUGCUGCCGUCCUCUCCUCUCUGUGGGGCUUGUAGGAGUUGUAGUUUCACCUGAUUGGCCUCUGUUUCCAUAACCCCCUAAGUUGAUUUUUUCCCUUUUACUGUUUGCACUUAUUCUGUUGUGAACUAAUCAGUAGGCCAUAAAUCAGAAUACUUUACUACGAUUUGUUCUAUUUACCAUGUAUCAAAGAGCAAUUCAUGAUGCAUCAUUAAAAGGAAUCAUUCAAACCUA